AUGUUCUUUAUUGAUGUCUUUCUGAAAGGACUCAAACCAAAUUAUGACGAUGAUGCUGUUGAUCGAUUGAAUUAUUACUACACACCCAUGUUGAUCGUCAUUUUUGCUUUGACACUUUCUGCUAAACAAUACGUCGGUCAACCCAUCCAAUGCUGGAUUCCAGCUCAAUUCACAGGAGCCUGGGAACAGUACAGUGAAAAUUAUUGCUUUGUGCAGAAUACCUAUUUUCUUCCACUUCAUCACUAUAUUCCGAACGAUAUUGGAGAUCGAGAGAAUCGAGAAAUUGGGUAUUACCAAUGGGUUCCCUUCAUUCUCGGUCUUCAAGCUAUUCUUUUCUAUUUACCAUCAAUGUUUUGGAGGAUACUCAAUUGGCAAUCAGGUGUCUCUGUGAAAGGUCUCAUCAAAAUGUCAAAGGAUACCGGCAAUAUGGCGACAGAUCGUCGAAAUGAGAGCGUGAAAGUGGUUGCCGCACACAUUCACGACUCGUUGAAAGCACAGAAAAAACUCGCUAAUUACACUCGUCUGACAAGAUUUAUUCAUGAAGGCAAAUACCUAUCAUAUCUGUAUCUUUUCACAAAAGUUCUCUAUGUGGUUCAAGUUGUUAUGCAAUUCUUCAUUUUGAAUAGUUUCUUAUCGACCUCGUAUCUUUUCUGGGGUUUCGGCAUUCUUCGAGAUCUCGCCUAUGGUCGAGAAUGGGAGGAAAGUGGGCAUUUUCCGAGAGUAACAAUGUGCGAUUUUGAAGUCCGUGUUUUGGGAAACAAACAUCGACACACUGUACAAUGUGUGCUAAUGAUCAAUAUGUUCAAUGAAAAGGUCUAUCUCUUCUUGUGGUGGUGGUUAUUGUUGGUUGCUUGUGCCACUGUAUUCUCACUUUUCUACUGGAUUUGGCAGACAUUCUCAGCUAAAGAAAAGACAUCAUUCCUUGCUAAAUAUCUCUCCGUUUUCAACCUUUACAAUGCGGAAAACUAUCAGAAUCAACGAACAUUGGAUCGAUUUGUGUCGGAUGGAUUGAGAGAUGACGGGGUUUUUGUCGUGAAACUGAUUGCCGCUAAUGCAGGAGACUUGAUCACAACUGAUCUUGUGGCUGUGUUAUGGAGGAGAUUUUUGGAAGAAGAGUUGAACAACGAUCAACAAAAAGGUCUUGGCGGUGGUGGAAUGUCAGCUCCACUUGAUGAUGUAGAUGGAUUCUCCGAGAAGACUCCAUUGCAA
This is a messenger RNA of Mesorhabditis belari, 1209 nucleotides long. NCBI's taxonomy places the organism in Eukaryota, Metazoa, Nematoda, Chromadorea, Rhabditida, Rhabditidae. The record is from the annotation of a GenBank genome assembly.